CCACCUCACUCAUCAACCGCCUCGGGGGUUGCUGCCUCACUGAAGGGCAACUCUUCAAAAUUCUGUCUACUGCUCGAUUUCGACCUAGCUUAACAUAUUUAAGCGCAUAAUGGCGCCAACAGCCGGCAGGGCCCUCCAAGCGAAGUUCGGGAUCGCCAAUGGAUCAGAUGCGGUAGCGUCGACAUCCAAACUGGUUGCUUCUGCACCAAGCGCCUCUCAAUUGCAGAAACACAUCAUCACUGUUCAUCCCUGGGACGAUCCACACGUAUCCCCGGAUGCCAGCCAGCGCGACGGCAACUUCACCUCCUGGGUCAAGCGACGCGUCAAAGUCAAUAUUGCGGGACUUCCACCGGACUACCCCUACCAGCUUCUGAGCAGCCAGAACGUGCGCACGUUCACGUAUGCUAUGCUCCCCUUCGUGGAGUUCCGUGGCAGGGGUGCGCCACGCGAGGAUUUCGGCCUGCCCGGGGACGUAUACAUCGAUACCACCGAGGGCGAGGAGGCGCUCUACUACUGCACGGUCGGCCCGUCCCAUAGUCGAGGCUCGUGGGAGCGCUGGGAGGGGACAUACCCGCCACCGCGCCACCCGUAUCUCGACCGGGAGAAUCGCUAUCCGCGCUACCUCUGGGUGCAGCCGAAGACCUCGACAUGGGCGUCCGCGAUGUUCCUCGCGGGCCUCACGCAGGAGAUCCUGCACCCGAAGGUCACCCUCACGCAGCCGAACGCGGCGGAGACGCAGCGCGCGCGGCUGAAGGCGGAUAUCGUCGAGAUGCUCGCGAAUGAGCACGCGCCCGCGCCCCUGCCGGCGAAGAGGGGCAGGCCGAAGAUUAAGCAGGAGCCGGCGGAGAGCGCGGGGACGACGCAGUCUCACCCACCGCGCGCGCGGAAGAGGAAGCGGGAGGUCGAGGCUGCGGUGCCUCCGGCUUCGGCGCCGGUACCGGUGCCGCAGAGGCGCGCGGCGGCGGCUGCAGCUGCGAAAAUUCUGUUGAGCGCACCGCAGGGAGAUGACGACCUUCCGGACGAGUCUAUCGAGAGUAUCUCGAGCGCGCCGGCCGUGCGGCACCUGCCUUCCCUGCCUUCCAAUAAUCACAUCAGACGAGGCGCAAAGCAUAAUCAGCCUACUGAGCCUCCGCCCAUCACACCGCCUAUCGUGGCGCUUCCGCAGCCACAAGCGUCGUCGCAAGCUCCCCUGCCAACACGGGCGCCUCUCCCACGACGCAAGCCUACAGCCGCAUCUGUCUCGCUCAACAAUGCGCUCUCGCAGCUCAAGAACGUCAGCGAGGUGCUACAAAACCCACAAGACCUUGACAUCCCGAAGCUGGAGGCAGACGUGCAGAAAGUCGUGAACUCGCUUGAGGAUUCUCGACGGCGAGUCGAUGCUAGAGAAAAGGAAUUGAGAGAAGCACUCAGUACGAAGGAGAAAGCUUUGUCAGAAGCGCAGACCGAACGCGCGAAACUGGUUGCCGUGGUUCAGACUUUGCAGAAGGAGUUCGCCAAAAUAUUCAUACCGGCGUGGAAAGGGGGCGUCAACCCUUCGCAGUUGUCUAAUCCCCGCUUCAACUACGAGAAUAAUAUCUCGAAGGUUAUCCCGCCUCGCGGACCCACUGAGCUCGACAAGGCGAAGGAUCGCAUCGCCGAACUGGAACGCGAGCUCGAGAGGAUGCGCUUGCAGGAAAGGGUGCAUUCACCGCAGGAGAAGAGCGCACGUUUGCCGGACGAGCAUGUCCAUUUGACUCAAGAGGACAUGCACUUGUCGCCGGACUCUGUGCAUUUGCCACAGGAGGGCGAGCAUUUGACGCAGGAAGGUGUACAUUUGCCGCAAGAGGGUGCAUUCUUGCCGCUAGAGGGUGUACCCCUGCCGCAGGAGAUUGUGCCUCUGCCGCAGGAGAGCGUCCAUCUGCCUCCCCCUCCGGAUGCGUUACCGCCACCUCUCGUCAAGGAGGAACCGCAGCUGCCUCCACCGUUGGAGUUCUCGCACUUUGCGAGCGGGGAGACGUCUCGAGCCAAUUCAGAGGUGGAGAUUUUGGACGGUUUAGAGCUCGAGUACCCAGAGUAGUUAUUCCUAGCUCAUUGUGGCGCAACUAGUGGUGAUCCCUGUCACCGUGUUCACAUUGCUUCUCGUACUCUUGUGAUGUCUUUUGCUGUAUACUACGCACUGGCCUUAGUACUUCGAGAAACCGUUUGCCUUCCAUGUUUUUGAUGGCAUCUUUGUGACCACCAUCAAUCCUGC
Schizophyllum commune H4-8 is the source of this 2230-nucleotide messenger RNA. RefSeq lists its product as uncharacterized. The coding region runs from base 110 to 2056 and encodes 648 amino acids. Lineage: Eukaryota; Fungi; Basidiomycota; Agaricomycetes; Agaricales; Schizophyllaceae. The transcript is spliced from 9 exons. The record is from RefSeq and is a predicted model, not a curated record.